Pelagomonas calceolata is the source of this 1326-nucleotide messenger RNA. The record is from the annotation of a GenBank genome assembly. Lineage: Eukaryota; Pelagophyceae; Pelagomonadales; Pelagomonadaceae.
CGGGCCGGCAGAGCUGGCGCGCAGUGUAGUAGUGCUGUCAAGACUGACAGACGUGGAGAGGAGCAAUGCGACCGCUCGCGACCAUGCUCAUGCUGCGCUGCACGGCAGCGCUCGUGCCGAGGGCUCUCCCGCGGGUGAGCACGCGCCUGCUCUCGACGCAGACGGACGGCGUGACGGGCUGUGUGGAAAUCAAAUUUACGGCGCGUUCGUCCUGAAUCGCCGCGUCGACCUCCACGCCAUCGACGCGACGCCUGCUCGAUAGCGUGGCGGUGUCGGUUCCUCACCGCUCGACGGAGCCAGCGCGGCCAUGUCGUCGCCGAGAAAUGACUUAGUGAAGAAUUAUCGGGUACACCCGACCCACUGGUUGAUUUCCACACAGGUGACGGGCACCAAAUUCGAGGAACCCGACGAGAAGAAGAACCCCCAGCGCCGGGGCGGCCACCAGGUCAAGGGCAUGAAGGAGGUCGACCCGGAGACGGCGAAGCGCAUGGAGGCGGUCCGCGAGCACCAGUCGAACUGCCCGCGCCUGCCCUGGGCCGACGAGAUCCGCACGAUGGCGGCGCAGCCGCGCGGCUUCGCGUCGCUCUCGACGGUGUCGUGCGCCGAGGGCAUCGAAGGCUUCCCGUCCGGGUCCGUCGUCGGCUUCGCGACGCUCGACGACGGCACGCCCAUCUUUUGUUUUUCGGCUAUGAGUGGUCACACGAAGAAUCUGCUCGCGGACUCUCGGGCGUCGCUGACGGUGACGGAGCCGGGCUUCGAAGGGGCAGCGGAUGCUCGAGCCGUCUUCACGGGCCGCGUCGUCCCCCUCAAGGCGGAACAGGCCGACGCCGCGCGCGAGGCCUACAUCAAGGCGCACCCGACGGCCUUCUGGGCCCAGUUCGGCGACUUCAAGAUGUACGGCAUGACGGAGAUGCUCGACGUGAGCUUCGUGGGCGGCUUCGCGCGCGCCGGCGGCGUCACGGUCGACGAAUACUUGGAGGCGAGCGUGGACCCGUGCCUGGCCUUCUCCGAGCCGGUCAUGGGCCACAUGAACGGCGACCACGGGUCCUCUUUGAAACAGUACGUCGAGGUGCUCGUGGGCUGCGCGCCGGUGAAGAGCGCGCGCAUGAAGCGGCUGGACCGGCUGGGCUUCGACGUGCGCGUCGAGGACGCGGAGAGCGGCUCGACGGGCGUGCUGCGCGUGCCCUUCGACGAAGAAGUCACGGAGCGGAAGAAGAUCAAGGACGCGAUCGUGGCCCUCUCGAAGAAGUGCGCCGCCAUCAACCCCGACUGGCGGCCGCACGGCUCCGAGGAGGAGUGAUUGCUAAGAAUAUUUGUAUGACAGAC